AUGAUACCACGACACGCCCACAAGCGCUCGCUGUCUUCGGAGCAUCGAGCUUUAUCCCCCGACAAAACCGUGCAUAAGGCCAAAUCCACCACCAAUCUUACCGAAAUUGCUGCCAAGAAUGGCUCCAUUCCAAAGUUCUCCAAGUUCGAAGAGAACAAUUUCAACACCUUGCAGGAUCCGCGGUUGGCCACUCCUACCGAAGUUUCAGAUGAGGACCCAUCCGCCCAGCACCCUGACUUGAGCAAUGAGGUUGCUGCACUUAGUGUGAAACUGAUCCAGGCGAUCAAUAAUCAGACCCAGUUGGAUGACAGUCUCGUUGCUGCGCGACAAGAGCUGGAACUAGCACAGGGCAAAAUUCAGGCAUUGGAGUUCCAAAAUGAGAAAUACCGACGCGACAUUGAGGAAAGGAUAUACAUCAAACGAUCCGACGCCGAAUACGAGAUCGGACAAAUGGCAGCAGUGCUGGCAGAAGAGAGAACCAAGCGCCAGGUCGCGGAGAAGGGGAAGAAGCAAAUGGAACAAGAGCUAGAGGCCCUGACUGCCGAUCUCUUCGAGGAAGCCAAUAAGAUGGUGGCUGCUGUCAAGAGAGAUCGAGAAGCUACCGAAAAGAAGAACGAACAAUUGCGAUCCCAAGUCAAAGACACAGAAUUGCUCCUCGCGUCACAUCAGGAUCAGCUGGCCGAGCUCAAGUCGGUUAUGCAAGGGAUGCAGCUCACCAAAGAUGAAGUUGAACCCCGCACUACUCCUUCGACUGCACCUCCAUCCCCAAUUGGGGCCUCCCAUCUGCAAGGGCACGCCAAGCAGGACUCGGAAGUCCAUGGGACCGCUGCCAUUCCCUGCAAUCCCGAUGAGCAGAUUCCCGGUCCCUCGUGCAACUUUCCAGAAAUAGUUCGCCUGGUUUGUCGCAAUGACUUGCCAGCUUAUGAUGACUUCCAAGAGCUGCUAGUGCUCUCAAGGAGCUCUAAACCUCCCAGCCGUGCAGGGAGCGGAUCGUAUGGGGGUUUGAAUGUCAUGAGCCUGGCUGGUUUUGCCUCCAAUGCUAUCUCAAACAAUUAUUCCCCCACGAAAGGUGCAAAUCAUUCCCCGAACGGAAGCCUGAACUCUACCACUGGUUCUCACAUCCCCCUUAAGGACACCAAAUUCUACAAGCGUGUCCUUAUGGAAGAUAUCGAGCCCACUUUGAGAUUGGAUUUGUCCCCCGGGAUCUCUUGGCUCACUCGACGAAGUGUCUUGAGCGGCAUUUGUGAUGGUAGCCUGGUUGUAGAACCAAUGCCUGCGGCGACUAAGAAGUACGAGUUUCCGUGUACGGUCUGUGGUGAACGACGGGCUGGUGCCAAUAACGAACGUACGCAUCGCUUCCGAACCUCCGACAGUGAGACUGCUCAGCGAUACUCGCUUUGCCAGCAAUGCUUAGAAAGGUUUCGUGCUUGCUGCGAUUUCACUGGCUACCUACGUCUCAUUCUGGAUGGCCACCUUCGCGCAGGUGAUGCUGAUGAGGAACGGGAUAUCUGGGAGGAGACUGUCCGCCUCCGAGAACGAUUGUUCUGGUCACGAGUCGCAGGUGGCAUCGUGCCACUUGUGAGCCGAGUCGCCGAAGCUGACACUGAUCACGAAAACUCCGAGCCCAACUCCGAUGGCUUCGCACCCUCCGAAGCGCGGGAUGGUUUGUUACAUCCUGAAGCCAACCAUAUUGCCGAGUCAAGGAGUGAAGAUGUCACAGUUCGGAGCGAGCGAGACUCUAGCGUCUUUGCUCCCUCUCUUCCAGACCUGGACCUGCGCAAACCCUCAACACCGGAGCCACACCAAAGAACCGAAGACUUGAACUCUGACCUUCCGCCAAGGCGGGCCUCUGUAGACUCCGAGAUCAGUGUCUAUGAAGAGGCUAAUGAUGACAUGGAGACCGAGCCUGUGGAGGUUACAGUGGAGGUAGUUUCCCCCGUCAUGCUAAGUCCUACCGAGAUACCUGCCGAUGUCUCGAUCGAACACCCCACAGAGAGUGCCGAGUCUCUUGGGCAAACUGCACCCCCUCCACAUAAUGAGCCGGACCCCGCUCGCGAUCAUCAAGACAGCAUUGAUGCUACAGGAAUCACAGAGAACGAUCCUGUGGCGCUUCCCGAACACUCCGACAAGCCUACCCCCGUCGAGCCUGCCGCGGAGUCUCCAACAGAAGCCGCUAAGAAUUAG
This is a messenger RNA of Penicillium chermesinum, 2184 nucleotides long. Its product is annotated as guanine nucleotide exchange factor SEC2. Gene Ontology annotation, molecular function: guanyl-nucleotide exchange factor activity. Gene Ontology annotation, biological process: exocytosis. Gene Ontology annotation, cellular component: Golgi to plasma membrane transport vesicle; cell tip. The transcript is spliced from 2 exons. Bases 1 to 2184 code for a protein of 727 amino acids. The record is from RefSeq and is a predicted model, not a curated record. Lineage: Eukaryota; Fungi; Ascomycota; Eurotiomycetes; Eurotiales; Aspergillaceae.